AGCUAGCCGCCAUUUUGCGCAGCGGGCGCUGGGAAGCAGCAGCAGCCGCCGCGGCCGGAGCUCUCUCCUCAUCUCCGCCUCUUCCCUCCGCUACACCAUGUCGCGGGAUCGCUUCCGUAGCCGUGGCGGCGGUGGCGGCGGCUUUCACCGGCGUGGCGGCGGUGGCGGCCGCGGCGGCCCUAACCACGAUUUCCGCUCGCCGCCGCCCGGCAUGGGCAUGGGACAGAACCGCGGCCCGAUGGCGGGCGGCCCGCAAGGCCCAGGCGGUCCGCCGGGAGGAGGCCCGAAGCCCGAACCACCGAAGCCACCCACAUCCACCUCUGCUCCGCCUUCUUCAUCCUCCGCAGCCUCCGCCACCACGGCGGGACCCACCGGCAGUCAGGCAGGAGCGCCUCCAUCCUCUGCGCUUCCCGCGGGCCAGCAGCCACAGCAGCAGCCGCCAGUUUCGGCUCCUUCCCCGUCUCCCUCCGGUCCACAGCCGCAAUCCAAGCCCAGCCCCAGCCCCACGCCGGCCGGCGGCCCUAAGAAAGGACAAGGACAGUCUCCUGGUGGUGGCCCCAAGGGGCCAGGGGGUCCGCCGCAGGGGCCGCACAAGGGCGGCCCAGGGCACCGCGGCGGGCCGGGCGGGGAGCCGCGGGGCCGCGGGCAGCAGCACCAGGGCCAGCAGAGCCUCGGGCCACAGCAGGGCUCAGGAGAAAGGAGCGAGAAGCUGUCGGACGAGGGGUUUAAAGCGAACCUCUCUUUGCUGAGGCGGCCCGGGGAGAAGACGUACACACAACGCUGCCGGUUGUUUGUGGGGAAUUUGCCCGCUGAUAUCACAGAUGAAGACUUUAAAAGACUGUUUGCCAAAUACGGGGAGCCAGGAGAGGUUUUUAUCAACAAGGGGAAAGGCUUUGGAUUCAUUAAAUUGGAAUCUAGAGCUCUUGCAGAAAUCGCAAAGGCAGAGUUGGACGAUACCCCCAUGAGGGGCCGGCAGCUCCGGGUUCGCUUUGCCACUCAUGCCGCUGCCCUUUCGGUGAGGAACCUCUCACCCUACGUAUCCAACGAGUUGCUCGAGGAAGCUUUUUCCCAGUUCGGUCCGGUGGAAAGAGCUGUUGUGAUUGUAGAUGAUCGAGGUAGAUCAACAGGAAAAGGCAUUGUUGAGUUUGCGUCAAAGCCAGCUGCAAGGAAAGCGUUUGAACGGUGUACUGAGGGAGUGUUUUUGUUGACAACCACUCCCAGGCCAGUUAUUGUGGAACCAUUGGAACAACUGGAUGAUGAAGAUGGUCUUCCAGAAAAGCUUGCUCAGAAGAAUCCAAUGUAUCAAAAGGAGAGAGAGACUCCUCCCCGUUUUGCUCAGCCUGGCAGUUUUGAAUUUGAAUAUUCCCAGAGAUGGAAAUCUUUAGAUGAAAUGGAAAAACAGCAGAGAGAGCAAGUGGCAAAAAAUAUGAAAGAUGCCAAGGACAAACUUGAAAGUGAGAUGGAAGAUGCUUAUCAUGAGCAUCAGGCAAACCUCCUGCGACAAGACCUCAUGAGGCGUCAGGAGGAACUGAGGCGUAUGGAAGAACUCCAUAAUCAGGAAAUGCAGAAACGCAAGGAAAUUCAGCUGAGGCAGGAGGAGGAGCGUCGCCGGCGGGAGGAGGAGAUGAUGAUCCGUCAGCGGGAGAUGGAAGAGCAGAUGAGAAGACAGAGGGAAGAGAAUUAUAGUAGAAUGGGUUACAUGGAUCCAAGGGAGCGAGACAUGAGAAUGGGUGGUGCUGCCACAAUGAACAUGGGAGAUCCUUAUGCUUCAGCAGCCCAGAAAUUCCCACCUCUGGGAGGUGGUGGCGGCAUAGGUUAUGAAGCUAAUCCAGGAGUUGGCCAAGCAGCCAUGAGUGGUUCUAUGAUGGGAAGUGACAUGCGUCCUGAACGCUUUGGGCAGGGAGGUGCGGGGCCCGUGGGUGGCCAGGGUCCUAGAGGAAUGGGGCCUGGAACACCAGCAGGAUAUGGUAGAGGGAGAGAAGAAUAUGAAGCCCCAAACAAAAAGCCCCGAUUUUAGAUGUGACCUUGUAGUUUCAUUCCAGUUUGUUUUUGUCUGUCUUGUUUAGACACCGACUUCUUAAUUCUUGCAUUUUAGUAAGAAAGCUACGUUUUUAUGGAUGUUAGAAACUUACUGACCUAAUAUUUGUAAGUGGUCUGUUUGGGCGAGUACAAUUUAAUUAUGUAAUGCAGUGUUUCAAAAUCAAACUUAGCUGUUUUUUUGAUGUAUAACAUCCCUAACUUGAUGGCAGUGUACCUUGUGCCACUGAAUUCCCAAAGUGUACCAACCUUUUUUUUACUGUGCUUCAAAUAAAUAGAAAACUAAAUGUAGUAACUCUUCUUGCCAGUCGUGGUUAAACAAAUGAGGCUGAAUACCACACCUGUCACAGUAACCUGAGAGCCUCGAGCUGAGGUCGGACCUAGACCAGGGUGUGGAACUGCAGUGAAGAGUGAGAUCUCUUCCCACAGUGCCUCUCUAGCCAAAGAUUGGGUUAAAUUGUAGCUGAACUUUGCAGUAGGUGCAGAUUUUUUGAGCAGUAAUUGUGCUGCGAUAAGGAAGCAAAUGGAAAUCUUACAAAUGCUGUAAGAUACAUUAUUUAAAGCUUCACUGCAAGCAGUGCAGUAAUGAAUUCCAUAUUUUAGCUAUGGGUGGUGGGAUGGUAGCACUUACCACCCUGGCAGUUACUGCUUGGAAUCUUUCAAAGACUUUAAGCAGAAGACUAGCAAUGGUUAUUUUAAAAUAAAUUCAUAGAAUGCCUUGUAUUGGCUGACUUCCUCACUGAAGGAUUGUUAAUGUGAUAUUUAUAUGCUCUUAAGCUGUCUUGAGAUUACAGGAUCUGGCCUUGCUCCAUAUUGUACACCUGCCUGAAAUUGCUUGGCAAAAAGACCGGAAGUGUUACUCGAGUGAUUAAGGUUAACUUGCUUAUGUCCUCAUGCUAACAGUGGACUAAUUUGCCUAGUUCAGAAUACAAUCAUUUGUAUUAUGGGGACUGCAGGAACUAUUCUUAAAUUGUGUAGCUGGUGGGCAAAUCCUAAAAUCCUGUAUGUAAAAUACAGCAAUCAGCUUGCUUGCAUGAUGGUUAUCGCUCUUUUAUUAUUGAUGUUUGGAGAUAAUGCUUCAAAAGUAGUAUCUGAAUCUGGAGUUUUAAGAGUUCAUACUACACAGUGCAAAUAAACUCCCUUUAAGGUU
This is a messenger RNA of Catharus ustulatus (Swainson's thrush), 3187 nucleotides long. Its product is annotated as splicing factor, proline- and glutamine-rich-like. The record is from RefSeq and is a predicted model, not a curated record. Gene Ontology annotation, biological process: regulation of DNA-templated transcription. The transcript is spliced from 10 exons. Lineage: Eukaryota; Metazoa; Chordata; Aves; Passeriformes; Turdidae. Bases 98 to 2017 code for a protein of 639 amino acids. Gene Ontology annotation, molecular function: RNA binding. Gene Ontology annotation, cellular component: nucleus.